AAUAUAACGCUGUUAGUAACUGUACGUUUGCCUGCUGGUCCCACACUGUAACCUACCCCUUCGCCGCCGCCGGCACCGUUAGCAAUGGGCAAGUCCGAGAAGACCGAAACAGAGAAGAGCGAGCAGGGUGGUGACUAUGAGACUAAGAAGAAGUUCUGCUCUGUGAUUGCUAAGCCCCUCGCCGAUGAAAAGCUAUGCAAGAAAGUUUACAAGCUAGCAAAGAAGGCGUCUAAGCGGAAGCAAAUCCGGAGAGGAGUAAAGGAGGUCGUGAAGGCGCUACGAAAGAACACGAAAGGAAUCUGCAUUCUUGCUGGAGACAUCUCACCCAUCGACGUCCUCACGCACAUCCCCAUCGUCUGCGAGGACCACAAAGUACAAUACAUCUACGUGCCAUCCAAGGAGGACCUGGGUGCCGCCGCGCUCAGCAAGCGGCCCACCUCCUGCCUGCUCAUCCUGCCCAAGCCGCUCAAGGGCGGCGAGGGUGACGAGGCGGAGGCCAAGGAGUUCGCGGAGGCCUACAACGAGGUGGAGAAGAAGGUCAAGGCCUCGCAGAUCGUCUUCUAAGGGCGUGUCUCCUGAAGCUUGGUGGCGUCCCAUUAUUUGUUUAGCGGAGGAGGAGUCUGUGCGGGCGCGGCGAUGAGUAGGCAGCAGGGGGGACUCGCGGGCGGCUUGUUGAACAACACGGCGGCGGAGCAAGUGCAGUAAAGAGCAGUAGCAGCAGCAGAAGCGGCUGGAGGAAGACUUGUUAGUGGCGUUGUCAGCAGCAGCGGGGACGCAGCAGUGGUAGCCGGCGAACGGAGCACGUGUGCGUGGAGUUGGCGGCAGUGUGGUUCCCAAUCACCGGCCUUUCGCCUCAGCCACAUGCUGCUCUGGUUUGCAUGUUGGGUUAGAGGGAGUGGAGCCGAGCAGGUUAGCAACGUAUGCUGGGGCCGCCGGAAGGGAUUUUUGAGGGAGCUGAGGACCGGGGACGCGUGGGUAUGGAUGUUUCCUGUUUUGCUGAACGCUAGCGGGGCAAUCCUCCGGCCUAGCGCUGUUGCUAGUCUUGGCCGAAGAUGUUCUCGUGAUGUGGUAGGCGAGUCCCACAUCGGUCCCCGACUGCCGGUAUGCUCCCUGCUGUGGUCCCUGCAUGGCUUGGCAUGUGGAUGGGAUCCCCAGCUAGGCGAUACUGCACCUGCCGCAGUGCCCCGGUAUUGCUAGCAUGCGUGCCGUCUCUGGCAAUCUACCACUCAGACGCGAUGAUCCGAUGAAUGGCAUGGAGGAGGGAGGAGCCGUUGCACUGCUCGCUAGCUUGUGUCUCGUUACAAGGUGUUGUGGUUGGCCAAGGCCUCUCCGCGUUUCCGGUCCGGUAUGUGACCACCGCAAGGGCCCCUCCUCGCACCCGUGCAUGGAGGAGGUAGGUGCCGCCUCUUCACCGGCGUUUCCCGCCUGCUGCCGAUCUGCCUUCUUAAGCGGAUCUAUCGUACGCGGCUCUGCGGGCUGGAUCUCGCAGCACCGAGUAGGCCUCCUGAGCCGCUUGGAAGCGCCUGGUGCUCUCCGCCUUGCGGGCGGGGUCGGGCUGCCUGCGUGGGUGUGGAUGCGUUGAGGCAGGGUUGGGUUGUUCGUUGGUUGGUUAGUUGGUUGGAAGAGGGCGGAAGGACGUGGUGGCUUGUAUUCAGUUGUAGUAAGAGCAUGGGAGGUGAGGUAGGGAAUUUGGGGGGGGGUUGUGUCAGGGGUAGUGUGUGAAAUCGCACGCCGCAGCAGGUGUGUGUGUCCGUGUUUGCAUGGAGGUGUUGAUUUGGGGUUGGGGUGAAGGGUUGCAGGGGUUGGAAAUACCAGAUGGUCGGAAAUGAGGAGGGGCACCGGGUAUAGGAUUUGCCACGGUGCCACGUGUUAUUGUUAGAACUUGAACUGUACUAUCAUUACACUCUUUAUGACGGUUUGGGUGACGGGAUGUGAGAGGGUGGAUAUUUGGUGUCAUGAGGAAGCAGUGAGUGUGGAUGUGUGUGUUGCAGCGCCAACAGCGGUUCCUUGUGCCGCGUGGCGAGCAGACACGACAACAGGGCGGGGUUGGCCCCUCAGCUGCAUGGCUCUUACGGACAUGCUAGCCCCGCUACACUAGCACAUUGAGGCUGGGCAACCCGUGUAAACACUCUCAAUUCUCA
This is a messenger RNA of Astrephomene gubernaculifera, 2141 nucleotides long. The record is from the annotation of a GenBank genome assembly. Lineage: Eukaryota; Viridiplantae; Chlorophyta; Chlorophyceae; Chlamydomonadales; Astrephomenaceae.